Molecule: messenger RNA, 7002 nt
Organism: Otolemur garnettii (small-eared galago)
Lineage: Eukaryota; Metazoa; Chordata; Mammalia; Primates; Galagidae
Gene: FZD4
Product: frizzled class receptor 4
Exons: 2
Coding region: 325-1938 (537 amino acids)
Biological process (GO): canonical Wnt signaling pathway; non-canonical Wnt signaling pathway; retina vasculature morphogenesis in camera-type eye
Cellular component (GO): plasma membrane
Molecular function (GO): Wnt receptor activity; Wnt-protein binding
Source: RefSeq, a predicted model, not a curated record
GGUGAGAGCUGCUCGGCGCUGGGUGCUGGCGGGGUUUCGCGGAGGCGCUGAGAGACGCGGCCGGCGCCGGGUUGUGGGCUGGUCGCCUGCAGCCAUGACCCUCUCAGUCAGUCCCUCGGCCUCAGCCCGGGGCGUCUAAUAUCCCAAACAGUCGAGCGCAGCUGCUGGAGAGCCGGCCGCUGCCCCCUCGUCGCCCUUGGCGCCUUAUCACACUUCUUCCCCGGAGCUGGAAGCAGCGCGGGCAGCCGGCUCCCCGGUGCAAACUGGGGGUGUCUGCUGGAGGAGUCCCCGCCGCCGCUGCUGCUGCUGCCCCUUACUCUAGCCAUGGCCUGGCGGGGCGCAGGGCCGAGCAUCCUGGGGGCGCCCGGGGGCGUCGGGCUUAGUCUGUGGUUGCUGCUGCAGUUGCUGCUACUCCUGGGGCCGGCGCGGGGCUUUGGGGACGAGGAGGAACGGCGCUGCGACCCCAUCCGUAUCUCCAUGUGCCAGAACCUCGGCUACAACGUGACCAAGAUGCCCAACCUGGUGGGGCACGAGCUGCAGACAGACGCCGAGCUGCAGCUGACAACUUUCACACCGCUCAUCCAGUACGGCUGCUCCAGCCAGCUGCAGUUCUUCCUUUGUUCAGUUUAUGUGCCAAUGUGCACAGAGAAGAUCAACAUCCCCAUCGGCCCGUGUGGCGGCAUGUGCCUUUCAGUCAAGAGACGCUGUGAACCUGUCCUGAAGGAAUUUGGAUUUGCUUGGCCGGAGAGCCUGAACUGCAGCAAAUUCCCACCACAGAAUGAUCACAACCACAUGUGCAUGGAAGGCCCAGGUGACGAAGAGGUGCCUUUACCUCACAAACCCCCCAUUCAGGCUGGGGAAGAAUGUCACUCUGUGGGAACCAACUCUGAUCAGUAUAUCUGGGUGAAAAGGAGCCUGAAUUGUGUUCUCAAGUGUGGUUAUGACGCUGGCUUAUACAGCCGCUCGGCCAAGGAGUUCACAGAUAUCUGGAUGGCCGUGUGGGCCAGCCUGUGCUUCAUCUCCACGGCCUUCACAGUACUGACCUUCCUGAUCGAUUCUUCUAGGUUUUCCUAUCCUGAGCGCCCCAUAAUAUUCCUUAGUAUGUGCUAUAAUAUUUAUAGCAUUGCUUAUAUUGUCAGACUGACGGUAGGCCGGGAAAGGAUAUCCUGCGAUUUUGAAGAGGCAGCAGAACCUGUUCUCAUCCAAGAAGGACUUAAGAACACAGGAUGUGCAAUAAUUUUCUUGCUGAUGUACUUUUUUGGAAUGGCCAGCUCCAUUUGGUGGGUUAUUCUGACACUCACUUGGUUUUUGGCAGCGGGACUCAAGUGGGGUCAUGAGGCCAUUGAAAUGCACAGCUCUUACUUCCACAUUGCAGCCUGGGCCAUCCCUGCGGUGAAAACCAUUGUCAUCUUGAUUAUGAGACUAGUGGAUGCAGAUGAGUUGACUGGCCUGUGCUAUGUUGGGAACCAAAAUCUUGAUGCCCUCACUGGCUUUGUUGUGGCUCCCCUCUUUACUUAUUUGGUGAUUGGAACUUUGUUCAUUGCUGCAGGCUUGGUGGCCCUGUUCAAAAUCCGGUCAAAUCUUCAAAAGGAUGGGACAAAAACAGACAAGUUGGAGAGGCUGAUGGUCAAGAUUGGGGUCUUCUCAGUACUAUACACUGUUCCUGCCACUUGUGUUAUUGCCUGUUACUUUUAUGAAAUCUCCAACUGGGCAAUCUUUAGGUAUUCUGCAGAUGACUCCAAUAUGGCAGUUGAAAUGUUGAAAAUUUUUAUGUCUUUGUUGGUGGGCAUCACUUCGGGCAUGUGGAUUUGGUCUGCCAAAACUCUUCACACGUGGCAGAAGUGUUCUAAUAGAUUGGUGAAUUCUGGGAAGGUAAAGAGAGAGAAACGAGGGAAUGGUUGGGUGAAGCCCGGAAAAGGCAAUGAGACUGUGGUAUAAGGCUCGGCAGCCUCCACACUUUCCUCAUUUUGAAGGGGGGAAGCUAGCAUUUCGGUGGAAAUGCUGCUGAAACUUUUAUGCAGUGAGUCUCAAUUUGAACAAACCAGCAACACUUAAGUGACCCCCAUCAACCUAAUGCCACCCCCCCACCAGCAUCAUAAAACCAAUGAUUUUGCUGCAGACUUUGGAAUGAUCCAAAAUGGAAAAGCCAGUUAGAGGCUUUCAAAGCUGUGAAAAAUCAAAACGUUGAUCACUUUAGCAGGUCGCAGCUUGGAGCAUAGAGGUCCUGCCUAGAUCCCAGGGCAAUGCUGUUUUUCCCCUGCAGGGUGGGAUUUGAGCUGUUGAGUUGGUAACUUGCAGGGAGAAAGAUUAACUUUUUUAACCCUUUAAAAUUUUAAAUACUAACUGGGUCUUUCAGAUAGCAAAGCAAUCCAUAAACACUGGAAACACUGGGUUCAGAGAAGUGUUACAAGAGUUUUACAGUUUGGCUGAUGUAACAUAAACAUCUUCUGUGGCGCACUGUCUGCUGUUUAGAACUUUGUGGAUUGCACUCCCAAGAGCUGGUGUCAGACUCCUUCAGUGCCUUUGUCAUAAAACAGAAUUGUUUGAACAAACAAAAGUACUGUACUAACACGCUUAGAGUAUCCGGUGGAUUUUUCUUCUUUCUUUCUUUCUUAAAUUUCAACCUUUCUCUUCUAGGCUGCUGCUGUUUUCUUCGUUUUUACAUUAAUGACUCAAAAAGGUAUUUUUAUAGGAAUUUUUGCACGGCAGCAUGCCUAAUGAGGGGAAAAGGAAGGGCGAAUCACUUUCUGACAAUCACUUAAUUCAGAGGAAAAUGAGAUUUACUAAGUUGACUUACCUUACCGACCCCAGAGACCUAUUGCAUUGAACAGUGGGGACUUAAUAUAUUUUACUUGUGUGAUUGCAUCUAUACAGACGCCAGUCUGGAAGAGCUGAAAUGUUAAGUUUCUUGGCAACUUUGCAUUCACACAGAUUAACUGUGUAAUUUGUGUGUGUCAAUUACAAUUAAAAGCACAUUCUUGGACCAUGACAUAAUAUACUCAACUGACUUUAAAACUAUGGUCAACUUGCAUUCUCAGAAUGAUAGUGCCUUUUUUUUUUUGUAAAACAUAAGAAUGUUAUCAGAGUCUGGUCUACUCAUUACAAUGAGUACUUCUUAAAUUUUGUGAAGGGAACUGAGGACAGCAAAUCCAACUACUUUGGUGCAUAAUUGUUUCCUAGUAAUUGGCAAAGGCUCCUUAUAAGAUUUCUUUGGAGGCAGUGUGGCCUGGAGUAUUUAUAUGGUGCUUAAUGAAUCUCCAGAAUGCCAGCCAGAAGCUUGAUCGGUUAGUGGGGAAUGAAGUAUAGACCAUAUGAAAUGAACUGCAAACUCUAACAGCACAGGUCUUAAUUGCUUUUUGCGGAGGUAUCCAAAGCUUUUAAAAUUUAUGUUUUACGUUCCUCACAGGGGGGUACCCCCUAGCAGCCUCUCAAAAGUUGCAGUUCUUUUAAAAAUUGUAACUGGCCUUUCACUUAAUCCGCCUUAGGCCUUCUAAUCAGGAGAUCUCUGGGACAAAUUGUUGACUGUGUCACAGGUUGCUUUCCUUGUAACUUAUACCUGUCUUUGCUUUAGCAACUGCUUUGUAAUGACUCAGAUGACUCCUUUUAUUUAUUAAUUCAUGUUUGUUUUUUUUUUAAAAAAAAAAAAGAGGUAGGAAACCUUUUUUAUUUUUUAUUCUUUUUACUUUCACACUUUUUUUGUGGAGAAACAUCAUUUCUAGGGACUCAAAAUUCCAAAUAGGUGGUCAAAUUCUGGAAAUAAGCAUCUCUUCUUUGUUUUCUUUUUUGGUUGACAUUUUCCUUCCUUCUUUCUUCUUUGUUUUUGUGUGGUUUUUCAGCUGUCUGAAAUCAAGAUGCAUAUAAGGUCUGUUGUGUGUUUUGGAAGGGAAAGUCUUAGGGCUUUUGAGACUGAAGCCAAGUGGGCACAGUGGCCCCUGCUGCUGUGUGCCCAGUCUGAGUACCUUGGCUGGACUCUGGGUCAGGGCUUCAGGAGCAUGAGAAUUGGUCCCUGGAGGGACCAGUUCAACUCCAUCCGAGAGUGAGUUGCUGAUGAAAUGCAAAAUGUGAAUUCCCUGUGCUGUGUGAGGAUCGUUCCCAUAACUGUUCAGGGCCCUGGAGCCUGCACCCAGGGGCAGAGCCUGCCCUUACUCACGCUCCGCUCUGGUGUCUUGGGAGUUGUGCAGAGGCUCUGGCCCAGGAAAGGGAAGGAGAACCAGGCAGGAGCAAAACUGGCCUUGCUGUUAGAGCAUAGGGGUUUGUGAUGCAAUUUUUUUGUAAGUCAUCAACAGUGUGACCAAGACAACACCUGAGGGCCAGACAUGGAGUGGGUGAGUGAUAGUUGUCAUUGAUUAAAUAAUAAUGAAAGAGCACUUGGGGAAACCCAGACACCCAGGUUCUGAGUUCUGGAGAGUUCCCUGACCACUUUUCAGGUUUUGACAUGUCAGUUCUACAGAUCUCUUACCUUCUCAGGGGAAAGUAUAUUUGAUCAGAGUGGCCAGACACUGCAGACUGGAUUAGUAGCCCUAGCAAUGCCAAAUGGUUAUAGGCCUUUCCUUUCACAUUCCAGACAAUGGAGAGUGUUUACAGUUUCAGGAAAGGAACCUUGCGGCUGAGGCCUGAGGAGUCAGUUACUAGUGACCUUCAAACAACUCAAUCAGUUAAGUUGGCAUGUUUUUUAAAAAGUCACUUAUCAGCACAUUUAUUGAGUGGCAACUGUGUAUAAAUCCCUGUGUUAGGUGCCUUAUAGGAUGUCAUGGGAGGUAAUCUCUGUUCUUCUAACUGAUCUAAGGUAGGGAUGUAGCAGGGGCUGUUGAACUUUGCUAUUGGUUUGGUGAAGGAGUAUAGACCUCAGGAAUUCCUGUAUAUUCCCCUGUCUCUAUCCCAGAGAUCCCUUCCUUUCUGAUCCUUCCUAUCUUUAACACAUCUUCAUCCCUUUGCAGGAGUCCUCGUAAAUCAAUUACAGGGAUUUUUGAUGUCAGCUCUGCUUAAUGACAAUCUCUGUAGAAAUCCCCUAUGAAGAGUUAUGAGAAUAGGUUAUAAGAACAUGAGUUCCCUCAUCUGUGGUUUUGGAGGCAGCCAAUUCAGGACUUGGGGUAUUCUGUGUAAGUUAAGUAAGUAUAUUUGAGGACAGUGUCUAGUUAGGGAAAAGGUUAGUGUUUUUCUUUCUCUGAAAUCUAGAAUAAUAAGUGGGUAGGAUUAUAGCUUCUGACAAAAGCCUCUUGGCCUCCAAAGAUUUUAUUAAACAGGAGCCAAUGGCACCUCUGUCCAGCCUCCUCUGGAAAACUCCUUUCUCCUGCUUCACAAGGGCCAAACCUCAGGGCAGAGGAACAUGGGGCAGGGUGGAACCGGCCAGAACCGUCUGGAUGAGCUACUUGGUUGAUUCAUACCCUUUUUCCUUUAUGGAGACCUAUUUCCUGAUCUCAGAGGCUGUUUCUGAGCUGGCAGCUUACUUGGUCCCGACACCAGAGAAGGGGGACCUGUUUUAUUUCCUUGAGAUGCUCUCUGACUUUGCUUUCUUGGGUCACACCCUCACCUUCAAUCCCCAGACUCAGAAUCUGGGAGCCUCGUAUGUCUAGAUUCUGAACUGGGGUCCUACCAGCACCUUCGGUUCUGUGCUCUCUGGCUCCUCUCAGCCUCCCAGUCACUGACUUAAGUGCUUAUUGUAUUGGGAGCCAAAAGCCUCAGUCCUAGAGGGGCAGACUCAAUUGAAAGGGAUUUCACCAGGAUGGUGAAAUUUUCAACUUCUCGUGAGGUGGCCAUAGACCAAAGUUUAUAAAGUACAGACUUUGGAAGGACAUCUUAAAAAGCAGUUCACAUCCUGUAUUUCAUUCUAUGAUGGCAUUGGAGAGAGUUGCUAUUCCAGCCAUGUUGAGUUACUGGACAAGUUCUUUUGUUCUUUUAUUGUAUUUGAGUUUAGAGUCCCGUCUGGGUUUCUGUUAUGUCUGGCAAAGGACCUGGGUUAUCAUUUUUCCUCCAGGGCUAGAUCACAGAUCUUGGAACCUUCUCAGAGAGCAUUUUGCUCCUACCAAGGAUCAGAUAAUUGAAACUUAAAUAAUGGAUUCCAUUUCACUGUAGCCUGGUUAGAGCUUUCUGCUGUCUCCUCUUGCUGUGCCCAUGUGCAGUCACGGCACACUUGACAGUACCAGGACGGAAGUGUGAACUCUAGGCCCCCCGACCUGUGUCUCCCCCUGGUAAGCCCAGUUGUCCUGAUAGUAGUCUGCUUCUGUUUCUGAUAGACCUACUUUUCUCCUCCACAUGAGCAAAUCCUUAGUAUUUGCCUAGGUGAUUUGUAAAGGGCCUGUUUGGGGUCCUAUGUGAGCCAUGUCUUCAAAGCUUUUGUACCUCUUUGCUCUCCUACAGUACUUAGUACGUGAUCACUGUCACCCUAGAAGACCAGAUCUGCCCCCAGGAAGACUGAGUCCACCUUCUCUCCCAAGUUGCAAAAGUUUUCAAAUCCUGUUAAUGGCCUCAGGCCCCAACUUGGCUGUGAGCUUUUUGGAGCGAGAUCAGCUGGCUUCUAGGUUUCUCCCAGUGAGGCAUGUAGGUGGUUCUGAAUUUUUUUCUACCUCACAGGGAUGUUGUGAGGCUUAUGAAGGUCUAAGGAUGAAGGCCCCUUGAAUUCUUAGUAAGAAAAGUGGACUAAGUUUCAGGCAUGAUUUGCAGAAAGGUAAAAUGCGACUCUGCCUGCUCUGUGUCAGCAGUCAGGCUGGUUGCUCUGUGCCUUUCCUUGGAUCCCCCGUCAUCCCCACCCCGGCACAGCUUCAGGAACCUUGAAGCCAAUUUGGGAGAUUUUCAGAUGUGCAACGUAGAGGUACCAGACAAACUCCUGCUACAAUACCCUGAAUGAAUUGCUGAACUUCAAAGAAAAUGGACCCUACAUUUAAGGAUGUACAAAAGUAUGUCUGCAUUGAUGUCUGUACUGUAAAUUUCUAAUUUAUCACUGUACAGAAAAAAAAAACUUGCUAUUUAAUUUUGUAUUAAAAGAAAAUAAAGAUUUGUUUGUUA